Argiope bruennichi is the source of this 1977-nucleotide messenger RNA. RefSeq lists its product as uncharacterized. Gene Ontology annotation, cellular component: cytoplasm. Bases 750 to 1787 code for a protein of 345 amino acids. NCBI's taxonomy places the organism in Eukaryota, Metazoa, Arthropoda, Arachnida, Araneae, Araneidae. The record is from RefSeq and is a predicted model, not a curated record. The transcript is spliced from 10 exons.
CAUACGCCGGAAAACAAACCCCCAUUCCUUCCUCCUAUAAAUGGUUUCAUAAUUUUCCAAUAGUAACCGACACAUAAAUAAAUAUUAACCUUCAAAUAUAAAUAUAAAUUAAUCAAUUUAUUAAAGGAGAGAUGUCAUCAAGGGCACUACCUUAUUUAUUGCCAUAAAAUGCCCAAAUCUAUUAACUGGUAAAUGGCAAAAUGAAAAUUUUAAGGGACGGUCCAUCUACGAAAUCAGCAGAUAAUUUUACCUGCCGUACAAUUUAUCUCGAAAGUUUUUUUUUUGGGAUUUGGGUGAAAUUAGUUUUUGGAAAAGAUUUCAUAAGAAUUAUUCCAAUCGAAGUCUAAUUAGUCUCUUGAAAUUUGUAUGUAUUUGUUGACAAGAAGUGACUUUUUUGUAAAGCGUAUUCUUUGUUUAAAAUUUCUUUAAUUGUUUAUUGAAUAUCUUAUUUAUCUUCAAAAAAAUACACUUCCUUGUUUUCGUUCAUCAAAGAGUCUUAUCUUUUUUUUUUUUUUUUUUUUUUCUUUGCUGAACGGCAGAUAUUUUGAGCGACUAAGGAUUUUAACGAGAAAUUGCUUUCACGAAUAACUCGAAAAACCAACCAAUAAAAGUUUAGAAUUAAACAAGAGUACCUUUCGGUACCUAACCUCUCAUACUCAUCGGAAUUCUGGUUCGGGAGAUUUGAAUUUGCUUAAUUUGUUUCUGUUUCAACGUAGUCUGCUUGUAUAUGACUGCUUUGCUUCAGUAAAAUGACACCUUUCUCUGCUGAAGGAUGUGAUUUUGGGAAAGAAUUAGAAACUUCUGUCUCAGUUUGUGGAAAGGAAUCUAUCUCUUUGUUGCAGAAUGAUCAAAUCUUCAUCACACAACUAAAUCAAUUACAUAAAUUGAUUUUACUUCCUGUUUUGAGAACAAGAAUACCAAAUUCUGAAAAUAUAAUUCAAGAUCUUCAUAAAAUUAUUUUAUCUCAUCAGUCUAUAUAUUCUGGCAUUAUUUCUGGUGAAUGUUCCCUUAUUUCUGCUGGGAAAGAGCUGUCAUCGCACUUGCAUAAAUGGGCUAUGUAUUGCAAAAUGAUACAUAUGGAAAUAAAUGAAUUAAAGAAAAUUUGUGAAUUUAAAGAAAAUGAGUUUACUACUAGUGACUUUUUCGAAUCCCCUACUUCUCUUAUUUCCAAGUUUGAAGAGAUUUUUCAAAAUUUAUGUGAUGCAGUUCCUGAAAAUGAAGAUUACAAAGAUAUUCUAGAAUCUAUUCAGUAUACAUUUGAUGAUGUGAUUUUUAAAGCUUCAUUGCCUAAUAAUGCUUUAAGGCUUCUUCAAAUACAACGACUUCUAAUUGAUCGACAACCCAGAAUUCUGAAUCCUUCCAGAAUAUUAUUAAAAGAAGGAUGUUUAUAUAAAGUCAAUUACAAAUCAAACAAAACAAAGAAACUGGCUUUCAUACUAUUUGAUGAUGCACUGUUAAUUUGUAAAAUCCAGAAUAAAUCAUUUGAAUGGCAUGUUAAAGAUUCUUUAAAAUGUUGUGCCUUGCUACCCUUGCAUGCAUGUUCUGUAAACUUUGCUUCUGGUACUCCUUCAGUUAAAGGGAACCUUUUUAAGGUAAAAUGCUGGAAUAUAUCGUAUUUGCUCAUGUCAAAAGUUCCUGGUGAUGCCCAAAGUUGGAUCCAAGCACUGCAAUCAGCUAUUCGGCGGUAUAAAGGCUCUUUUAAGGAAACUACGCCUUAUGUGGUUAUUAAGAAAAAUAGGAAAAAGGACAGUGGAUUGUUCUCAAAUUGUUUAUCUUGGUUUACAUGAGAAAGGCAUAGAAAGUAUUUUGUAUUUCUUCAUUAGAGCUUGGGAUUUUAUGUAAAUAGACUUAUACUGUGAUAAAAAAUAAUAGCUGUAGAAUUUUUUAUAUCAUUUUUAUGUAUUAACUUUUUAUUCGUUUGAAUUUUCAAUGUUUUGUUCUUUUUUUUCUUGUUUUUAAAUAAAGCAUGUUUUAAAA